Messenger RNA from Eutrema salsugineum, 946 nucleotides. Its product is annotated as glutathione S-transferase U21. Gene Ontology annotation, cellular component: cytoplasm. Lineage: Eukaryota; Viridiplantae; Streptophyta; Magnoliopsida; Brassicales; Brassicaceae. The transcript is spliced from 3 exons. Gene Ontology annotation, molecular function: glutathione transferase activity. The record is from RefSeq and is a predicted model, not a curated record. The coding region runs from base 80 to 742 and encodes 220 amino acids. Gene Ontology annotation, biological process: glutathione metabolic process.
GUUUUCUAGAUAUUAUGAAUGGAAAAGAAAUAGUGAAUAAUAAUUCAUCACCAAGUAGCUUUGUGAAGGGAUCACAAAAAUGGCGGAAGAGGUAGUUCUUCUGAAUUUCUGGCCGAGUAUAUUCGGAAUGAGGACGAUGAUUGCUUUGGAAGAGAAAGGAGUGAAGUACGAGUACAGAGAAGAGGAUGUAAUCAAUAACAAGAGUCUUAUGCUUCUAGAGAUGAAUCCGAUUCACAAGAAGAUCCCGGUUCUCAUACACAACGGUAAACCGGUCUGCGAAUCUAUCAUUCAGGUCCAGUACAUCGACGAGGUCUGGUCCGACAAGAACCCAUUUCUUCCUACUGAUCCUUACCAGAGAGCUCAAGCUUUAUUCUGGGCCGAUUUCAUCGAGAAGAAGUUGUGUGUUUGUGGGAGGAGGGCUUGGACAACGAAAGGCGAGGAGCUAGAAGCAACCAAUAAGGAGUUUCUUGAAUUACUCAAGAUUCUUCAAUCUGAGCUCGGAGAUAAACCUUACUUUGGCGGUGCCAAAUUCGGGUUUGUAGACAUUAUCAUGAUUGGAUUUUACUGCUGGUUUCCUGCAUACGACAAGUUUGGUAACUUCAGCAUCGAAUCAGAGUGUUGUAAACUGAUGGCUUGGGGCAAAAGGUGUAUGGAGAGAGAGAGUGUCGCUAAGUCUUUGCCUGAUCCUGAGAAAGUUGUUGGAUACGUUUUACAGCUUAAGAAGUUAUAUGGGAUCGAGUAAGAUAUGAUCUCUAAGUAAAUGCUUUUUAUGUUCUGUUUAGCUCUUUUUUCCUAAUAAUGCAGAGUGUCAGUAAAGUGGAAGACUUUUUUUUCUGAAAAUCGGAUGCCUCUGUUUCGAUUUAAUAGUGAGAAAAACAAAGUUGUUGUAUCAUUCAUCACCAACAAAAACAUAAACAUUGAUUUUAUCAGACUAUGCAAUCAUUUC